AUCUCUUAUGCCAUGGGAUCUCUGCUUUUCAACCGGUUGCUUGCUCAAGCCUCUCUGCCCAGACGUCGAUGUGCUAUCCACGCAGCCUGCUCUGCUGCAUCUUUCGUUGGCUGGAAUUUCUCCCUCCGGAGCUCUCAACUCUGGCCUGAGUUACUCCUCCUUUCGACAUUAUCCCGUUUCAAAGCCGAUAAUUAUUACCUCUUGUGUGGAACAUGUUUUGUUAAAGUCAGCCUUAAGGGCAUCAACGAUUUAUCAUCAAGAGUCGUGUGUGGUUUCCUUAUCUGUUGCAAGAUUAUUGGUAUCAAUAGCUGAGUGCAAGCUGACUUCCCUUCAUUACUCAUCUCUUCAAAGUCUUGAGGACUGGGCUUGGAAGGUUGAAAUAUUGGUGGUGAUUUUCUCUCUGUUGGCAGCUCUUAAUACCGCAAUGCAGCAUUUUGAAGUGGAGCUCUCUACUGCUUUAUGCAGUUCUCAGUCAAGGCCUAUCUUCUCUUGCUUCAAGCUCUCGCAAGGCUAUGGUGGUUCUCCUCACAGCUCUCAGUCUCUUCAAAGAGGUGUUUGGUCGCCUUUGAGCUUGUAGCUGGGUCUUUCCCAAUUGGUUACUUUCAGAUUUGCCCGGCAAAGGGAAUGUGGAUGCAAGGCCGUGUCCUCCAUCGCUUAUUGAGUAGAGUGGGCUCUGGACACGUCGUCAAAGCGGUGAUGAUUCACAAAGCCUCUCAACCAGCAAUAUCAACUGGACUCUCAAGACUUCAGAUUCUUCCGGACUCAAUCGUCCCCUUCUGUUCCCUGCGCUUAGGGAUGGACUUGAAUGAGAUUACAGGUUUCUUGAGCUUCAAAAACCUUGUUCCUCUCUUCACUCCGUUAUCAUGUGUUUAUAAUCUACGCACAGCAUUAUGUUUAGCUGUUGCUUUUGCAAAGGGUGUUGUACCCAGACUUUGUAUUUCAAGUACUCUGCUUUGAGUUGGAUAUGAAAUAAAAUUGUUGACAAAAAAAAAAAAAAAAAAAAAAAAAGUA
Molecule: messenger RNA, 1011 nt
Organism: Brassica napus (rape)
Lineage: Eukaryota; Viridiplantae; Streptophyta; Magnoliopsida; Brassicales; Brassicaceae
Exons: 2
Coding region: 460-957 (165 amino acids)
Source: RefSeq, a predicted model, not a curated record